Messenger RNA from Anopheles gambiae (African malaria mosquito), 2843 nucleotides. RefSeq lists its product as uncharacterized. Gene Ontology annotation, molecular function: RNA endonuclease activity; metal ion binding; single-stranded DNA endonuclease activity. The transcript is spliced from 4 exons. Lineage: Eukaryota; Metazoa; Arthropoda; Insecta; Diptera; Culicidae. The record is from RefSeq and is a predicted model, not a curated record. Gene Ontology annotation, cellular component: nucleus; mitochondrial inner membrane. Gene Ontology annotation, biological process: apoptotic DNA fragmentation. The coding region runs from base 16 to 2679 and encodes 887 amino acids.
CGAGAAGGUAGCAAAAUGAGGUGGCUGCUCUGUCUGGUAGCGAUUGGUGUGAUUGGGGCGCUUGCGGAAGCCCGCGAUCUUCGGCACGAAAUUCCCGCUGAAGUUCCGGAGUUUGGAAAUUAUGCAACUGCCUGCUCGAUCCGCACGACGGGCGAUAUGCCACGUCCACAGCCACUAGUGCUGAUCCCCGGUACCAGCCAGUUCCGCUAUCCCGCCACCGGCAACGGGCUGCUGCAGCUGAACGCUGGCGAAACAUUGGAGCUAGCCUGCCAGGACGGGUUCGGACUCUUCCCGGGCAAAAGCUCCAUCACCGUGACGUGCGUCAUCAACGAUCAGUUCAACUACGACAGCCAGAUGUUUGCGUUCCGUGACUUUGCCUGCACGGAGAACUGGCUGAGCAGUGCGCGUCGUACCGCGCAGCGUUGCUUCAACGGGGCCACGAUCGUUGAGAUCGGCUUCAACGUUGGCCAGCGCUUCCCGAAGAUUCUGGACGUGUGUCACGACGAGGUGACGUUCGACAAUCACUACGUGGUGCAUGAGUUUACGCCGGCCAAUGCCGGGUUCCAGCAGGGCGUACCACGGCCGGGCUGGUACCAGGGUGACUUCUACCCCGGCAUCAACAUCAACGGACUAUACACGGUCAAUACACAGCGCUCCACCAUCGCCACCAUUCUUAGCUCGCAGGCUCGCGCCAAUGAGCUCGUCCAGGGUACGGACAAUGGUAUCUUCCUGGCGCGUGGACACAUCGCCGCUCGGGCGGACUUUAUCUACGGGACGCAGCAGAACGCCACGUUUUGGUUCCUCAAUGCUGCCCCACAGUGGCAAAACUUUAACGCUGGCAAUUGGGAGCGCAUUGAGUCGUCGGUGAAAACGUUUGUGGCGGCUCGCAAUAUUCGGGUGCGGGUUUACGGCGGUACGUACGGUGUGCAGACGCUGGCCGAUGGUAAUGGAGAUCAUCGGGAGAUCUUCCUGGAUUUCAACGCGAAUGGAAGGACGCGCCUGAGAGCACCGAAGGUGUACUACAAGAUCCUGCACAAUGAGGCCCAAAACUCGGGAAUUGUACUGAUAGGAGUUAACAAUGUCCACAUCUCGCUGGAGGAGAUCCGACGGGACUAUAUCUUCUGCACGGACGUGAGCAGUCGGAUUGGGUGGAUUAACUGGGAGCGGGAAAAUCUUGCCCUUGGCUAUUCGUACGCAUGCGAGGUGAAUGAGUUUAAUCGCGUGACGGGCCACUUGCCACAGCUGAAUGUGGCCAGUCUGCUCUACCUUCAAAAGAUUUGCUGGAAUCAGUUGAAUAAAUUCAGUAGACUCGUGCAGUACAAGAUGUUGGAUAGAGUUUUAGCAGUCAGUUGUAUCUUUUUGGCGGCAUACCUUCAAGGUGCAGCUGCUCGCGAUGUUCCCACUUCCGAAGAGAUAUCUAGAGCCGGUGGAUGUACGGUCCCGUUCGCUGACCUACCGUACCCGGAGCAACCGCUCAUACUGAUCCCCGGGACGGAGAAGUACUGGUACCCACUGGACGAAACCCGCGAGAUCCUAGUACCAACCGGUGCCCCAAUCGAGCUGGCAUGUCAGCAAGGCUUUCGACUCUUUCCCACCCAACGAUCGAUUACGGUCCAGUGUGUGACGAACUCAACUUUCAGCUUCGGUGGCUCGACCUACCCAAUGAAGUCCCUUGCCUGCACAUCGUACUGGUUAAGCUCGGCCAAAACCACCCAGGCACGGUGCCACAACGAGUCCGUGAUAGUGAAGGUUGGCUUCGAGCUGGCCGACGCUCGCUGGGUGAACGUGUUUGACGUGUGCUACGAUGAGCAGCUUUACCAUACACACUUUGUGCGCCAUCAUAUGAACCGCGCCAACGGUGGCUAUCAGUCAGGCAAUCCACGACCCGGCUGGUAUCAGGGUGCGUACUACACCGGCGUUAACAUCAACACACUGUACACCGUGAACAAGCAGCGGGAAACGAUCGCCACCAUCCUGAACUCCCAGGCCCGGGCGGACGUACUGGUCCAGAACACCACCAACGGGAUCUACAUGGCCCGGGGGCACAUCGCGGCACGGGCGGACUUUGUUUAUGGCACGGAGCAGAACGCAACCUUCUGGUUCCUCAAUGCUGCUCCCCAGUGGCAAAACUUCAACGGAGUUAACUGGGAGCGGGUGGAGUCUUCGGUGCGCGAUUUCGUGGGCAAGCGGGAUCUCGAGCUAACCGUGUACAGCGGUACGUACGGUGUACAGAAGCUGGCCGACGGCAAUGGCGACUAUCGGGAAAUUUGGCUUGACUUUGAUCCUGUGGCUGGUCGUCGCCGAGCGCCGGCUCCGAUGCUGUACUACAAGAUCCUGCACGACGAGGCCAGCAACGCGGGCAUUGCACUCGUCGGCGUUAACAACGUGCACGUGCCGGUUGAGCUGAUCCUGCGCGAGUAUGUGCUGUGCAAGGAUAUUGGCGAUGAGGUCGAGUGGAUCGACUGGGAGCGUAAGAACCUGACGAUCGGGUACUGUUACGCGUGCGAGGUAAAUGCGUUCAACGACGCAAUUGGCAGGCCCCAUCCGCAGCUGAACGUGGCGAAGCUGCUCACGAGCAGUGGUGCUAGGGGCGCGGUGUUUGCGCUCGGCCUGAUGUUGGCAGGCCUGGGACUGCACGCACUGUUAUUUGUGGUACGGUCCUCUGCCCUUCGUGCGUGAGCGGUGGUGGUGUUUGGGGACAGCCGAAAGCAGCAGACACCAUUUCCGAUUGACGUCACGAAGCAGUAGCAGCUGCAGCACUGUAGGCGCAAUGGCGGCCAAAAAGAGGUUUCGUUUUAAAUUGAAGUCAUCAGUAUUCCAAUAAAUUUUGCUUCAAAACAUUA